CAAUUAUCACCCGCAUGUUCAUGUGCUGACAUGAUUUAUCAAUAUAACGUAAAGAACCGUUGCUUAUAUUCUUUCUCCACAUAUUGCACAGAUUGAUAAACACUAGCACAGAAAAAAAUGUCAAAAUCAGACACUGAUGCGCCUCCUAUGGUUGGUGGAGAUGGCACUUGCAGCUAUUACAAGAACUCCUACUUGCAGAGAAGAAGUGCAAAUGUAGUUAAAGAAAAAAUUGACGAGGAGAUUGCUAAGAAAUUGGACUUCCAUAAUCUUCCAAUUGCUUCCAACACAUUCCGUCUUGCAGAUUUAGGAUGUUCAGUAGGACCAAACACAUAUUUCCAUGUCCAAGAUUUGCUAGAAGCUAUCAAGCAGAAGUAUGAAAUGCAAUUCCACACCUCCCAAAUUCCAGAAUUUCAAGUUUUCUUCAAUGAUCAACCAAUGAACGAUUUUAAUACCCUCUUCAACAAUCUCCCACAGGAAAGACAAUACUUUGCAGCUGGUGUGCCAGGCUCUUUCUACGAUCGAUUAUUUCCCGAGUCCUUUCUCUACUUUGUGCACUGCUCUAUUUCACUUCAUUGGCUGUCUAAGCUGCCAGAACAAUUGUUGGACAAGAAUUCUCCUGCAUGGAAUAGAGGAAGAAUUCACUACACAAAUGCACCAAAUGAGGUUGUCAACGCAUAUGCAUCUCAAUUUGGCAAGGACAUGAAGAACUUUUUGAAUGCAAGAUCUAAAGAGCUUGUGUCUGGAGGGAUGAUUGUGAUAAUCUCACAAGGUAUCCCUAAUGGGAUGCUUUAUUCUGAGCUCCAAAAUGGCGUUAUGUUUGAGUGUAUGUCACUGAGCCUUAUGGAUAUGGUGAAAGAGGGAGUAGUCUCUGAAGCUCAAGUGGACUCCUUCAACCUGCCAUUUUACGCUGCUUCUCCAGACGAGAUGACAGAAAUUGUGGAAAGAAAUGGAUUUUUCAACAUUGAGAGAAUGGAAUUGAAUGACCCAGCAGCAUGGCUGAAAAGACGGAUUAAUAUACCUGAAUGGGUAGUGCAUGUAAGAGCUGCAAUGGAGGAAUCAUUCAGAAAACAUUUUGGAGGAGAAGUCCUGGAUGAAUUCUUUGAUCGCUUAACGAAAAAGCUUAGAAUGUUUUCUGAUGAGCUGGAGUUAAAAUACAGGGAAAAAACUCUUCUUUUAGUUGUUUUAAAGCGUCAAUGAGUUAGAGGGAGAUACAAUGGAGGAAUUCUUCAGCAUUGUCGUCAUUUCACUAACGCAAUUUCUCUGAUGUAUCACAGAGACAAAGCAUGGAUACUAAAUCCUGCCACCAUAUCUAAACCAAUCUUCGUGCUGCUCAAAUCUUGUAACCGAGCAAAACCCAUCAUCAAAGCCCGAAGUAUUUAGACCAAUCUUUUAUUUAUAUUUUUCCAUCUUGUUUUUUAUGAAAAAUAUAAUUUUAAAUAUACA
This is a messenger RNA of Populus nigra (black poplar), 1443 nucleotides long. Its product is annotated as loganic acid O-methyltransferase-like. The record is from RefSeq and is a predicted model, not a curated record. NCBI's taxonomy places the organism in Eukaryota, Viridiplantae, Streptophyta, Magnoliopsida, Malpighiales, Salicaceae. The transcript has 3 exons. Gene Ontology annotation, biological process: methylation. Bases 118 to 1197 code for a protein of 359 amino acids. Gene Ontology annotation, molecular function: S-adenosylmethionine-dependent methyltransferase activity.